Messenger RNA from Cucumis melo (muskmelon), 909 nucleotides. Its product is annotated as glutathione S-transferase U8-like. Gene Ontology annotation, molecular function: glutathione transferase activity. The record is from RefSeq and is a predicted model, not a curated record. The transcript has 2 exons. Bases 77 to 751 code for a protein of 224 amino acids. Gene Ontology annotation, biological process: glutathione metabolic process. Lineage: Eukaryota; Viridiplantae; Streptophyta; Magnoliopsida; Cucurbitales; Cucurbitaceae. Gene Ontology annotation, cellular component: cytoplasm.
AAAACAAAAGUACACAGUCCUUUUCAUUUAGUUUAUUUCCAGAGAGGGAAAUAAAAAAAAAAAAAAAAAAAAAAACAUGGCCGGAGAAGAGAAAGUGCAAGUGUUUGGUUUCCGGUCAGGUUCGUAUAGUCGGAGAGUGGAGUUAGCUCUCAAACUAAAAGGCGUGGAUUAUGAACACAUUGACGAAGAUAUGCUUAACAACAACAAGAGCGAUUUGUUGCUGAAAUACAACCCAAUUUACAAGAAAGUGCCUGUUCUUGUCCACAAUGGAAAACCCAUUUCAGAGUCUCGUGUAAUCCUUGAAUACAUUGAAGAAACUUGGAUGGAAAGUUAUGCCAUCUUGCCUAAAGAUCCCUAUCAAAGAGCUCUUGCCAGAUUCUGGGCUAAGUAUAUUGAUGACAAGGUUGUGCCUGCGAUAGAGAAGGCUUUUAGAAGCAAUGAAGAAGAAAGAGAGAAGAGAAUAGAAGAAGCUCAUGAGAUGCUAGAACCACUUGAGAAAGAGCUUCAGAACAAGUUAUUCUUUGGAGGAGACAAAAUUGGAUUUGUUGACAUUGUAGGUCUGGUUUUACCAGGCUGGAUGCAUGCCAGUGAAGAAGCUGCAGGCUUUGAGCUUCUAACAACUCACAAAUUUCCAAACCUAAACAAAUGGAUUCAAGACUAUAUGAACCACAGCGUUGCAAAGGAAGUUCUACCUCAGAAGGAUUUUCUUGUUGCAUUUUUAAACAAAGUUGUGUUUGGUCGAAAUAACUAGCUGUUGAGAAGAUGAAAGGUUUCAUGUUAAUGUUUUGGUAUUAAAUUUGAUAUGUAAUAUUUGGUUUUUGUAACCAAUUGUGUUCCUUGAGUAAUAUUUGAAAUAAGAUUCUAUUGCUACAUUUUAUAAGCUAAUUAAUAAAUGAAUGUUUAGUUGAA